AUGGUCUUUGUUAAAGGUCUUGGUGGGAAGGUUGCCUCGCUGCAGCAGGCUUCGAGUGAGGGCUUCGGCGUAGCGGAGAAGAUUGUGCUGCUCACCUUCAUCUCCGCCGUUAUCCUGAUGGCCAUCCUGGGGAACCUGCUGGUGAUGGUGGCUGUGUGCCGGGACAGGCAGCUCAGGAAAAUCAAGACCAAUUAUUUCAUUGUUUCCCUUGCCUUUGCGGACCUGCUGGUGUCAGUGCUGGUGAUGCCGUUUGGAGCCAUUGAGUUGGUUCAGGACAACUGGAUCUAUGGAGAGAUGUUCUGCCUGGUCCGAACGUCCCUCGAUGUUCUGCUCACCACAGCAUCAAUCCUGCACCUGUGCUGUAUCUCGCUGGACAGGUACUAUGCUAUCUGCUGCCAGCCUCUGGUUUACAGGAACAAGAUGACUCCACUGCGCAUUGCUGUAAUGCUUGGAGGGUGCUGGGUAAUCCCAACAUUUAUUUCUUUCCUUCCUAUCAUGCAAGGCUGGAAUAGCAUUGGCAUCAUUGAUCUGAUUCAGCAAAGGCAGUUCAACAAGGCUUCCAACUCCACUUACUGCAUCUUCAUGGUCAACAAGCCAUACGCCAUUACCUGCUCCGUGGUGGCCUUCUACAUUCCCUUCCUCCUGAUGGUGCUGGCCUACUACCGCAUCUAUGUCACGGCCAGGGAGCACGCCCGACAGAUCCGGGUGCUGCAGCGCGCGGGGGCCCCCACCGACGGCCGGCAGCACCACCCGGACCAGCACAGCACCCACCGCAUGAAGACUGAGACCAAAGCUGCCAAGACCCUGUGCAUCAUCAUGGGGUGCUUCUGCCUGUGCUGGGCUCCCUUCUUUAUCACAAACAUAGUGGACCCUUUCAUAAACUACACGGUGCCGGGAAAGCUGUGGACGGCUUUCCUGUGGCUGGGCUACAUCAAUUCAGGGUUGAACCCUUUCCUCUACGCCUUCCUGAACAAGUCUUUCAGACGUGCCUUCCUCAUCAUCCUGUGCUGUGGUGAUGAGCGAUACCGAAGGCCUUCCAUCUUGGGGCAGACGGUCCCCUGUUCCACCACCACAAUAAAUGGAUCGACUCAUGUACUAAGGUGA
This is a messenger RNA of Haliaeetus leucocephalus (bald eagle), 1104 nucleotides long. RefSeq names its product 5-hydroxytryptamine (serotonin) receptor 4, G protein-coupled (gene HTR4). Gene Ontology annotation, cellular component: plasma membrane. The coding region runs from base 1 to 1104 and encodes 367 amino acids. The transcript has 5 exons. Gene Ontology annotation, biological process: adenylate cyclase-activating adrenergic receptor signaling pathway; regulation of appetite; chemical synaptic transmission. Gene Ontology annotation, molecular function: G protein-coupled serotonin receptor activity. The record is from RefSeq and is a predicted model, not a curated record. Lineage: Eukaryota; Metazoa; Chordata; Aves; Accipitriformes; Accipitridae.